Molecule: messenger RNA, 3899 nt
Organism: Alligator sinensis (Chinese alligator)
Lineage: Eukaryota; Metazoa; Chordata; Crocodylia; Alligatoridae
Exons: 4
Coding region: 1995-3740 (581 amino acids)
Source: RefSeq, a predicted model, not a curated record
CAAGAGUGUUUUUUUCACCAAUGCAGGCAAGGAAACAGUUUCAGCCUUUACAGCUUUCACUGAGCAGGAUGAGCUGGGUGCAAAAUGACGUCUCUGUCUCCCCUGGCACGCACGCUUCGCUGGCAACUCAUUUAUACUGUUUAAUUGCAUAGCUUCAAAGCCUUCCUCCUCCAUAGCGGCUCGAUUUAAAGUCCGAACAAAGCAGGUAGGGAGGGACCGUUACAUUACACCUGCUGACUGCGAGGACCCUGGUUGGGGAUGUCCAGGUGUGAAACCUGUUUUUGCAACCUUGCUCGGUCCGGAGGUUACACUGUAAUCAAGUAGGAUGGAUGUGGAUUGACUGGAGCUGGAUCUUGAUUGACUGAAGGGAAUACCUUAGGGCACUGAUGACAGGACACCGGCUUUGGAUGAUCCUUUUAACAGUGGGGCAGGCUCCACAUUUACAAUAUUUCACGUGGUGACGGUCAAUGGAGGCAUUUGCAAAAUCUCGGACAGCCUCUUCUGAGAAAUUGCCCUUAAUUAAGCGGGAAUGUGUCAUCAAGGUUGCAGUCAUUUAUGAAUGGUUUAGCAUAGCAAAGCAUUGGGUGUUUUUGCAACUAGCGCAGGAGAUGAAAUCAAUUGGGGUUGCUCCAUUUCGGUGGUCUCAGGCUCUUGCAUUCGUGUGCAAGAUGCGCUGUUAUUUUAAGUUGGUCAUUUAAAUUUCAUGUGUGGGUCUGAGGUUUUGCAGUCAUCAGGGGUAGCUGCCUGAGCCUGCCCAGCAGGGCUAAGGGGGAAGAGGUGAGCCUUCCUGGCUGCCCUGGGCUGAGUGAUCUCUGAGCCAGGCUCCCCCUCUCCUCCCUCUGCCCAGGGCAGGGCCAUGGGACUGUUCCAGGCCUGGAGAAACUGGGCCACUUCUUCCUGGCAGCAGGCCCCCAGGUCCCAGGAGCUGGACCCCAGUAGCGGGAAGGGUCCCUUCCCCUCCUGGUGCUGCUGCUGCCUGGGGCAGGGCAAGCCUCUGUGCCCCAUGGGGGAGACUGGAUGGACCCGGCCUCAGGAAGGGCAGGACCCGGCUGGGCUGAGGGUAGGGUGACAUGUGCCCGCCUCUCCUCCUUGCUCUCCGUCCCCUUCUACCCCCCACCACUGCAGGAGCAGAGCUGGGGCGAGGGUGGAUGCAGGCUGUCCACUGCGGGCUCUGGGCGCUCUGCCCUGCUGCCUUUGCCCCAGGAGCCCUGCGUCAGGAGGCACAACUCGCCACCCCCACUGCUGCCAGGUGGGUAGAAGGUGUGCGAGGCUCUCGAGGGAAAGGCAGCAGAGUGGAGAGCUCUGAGCCAACAGCAGGCAGCCUGCAUCCACCCCACAUACCAGUAUGGGGGGGCGAAUGCCCCUGUGUCUCCCCUGAGGGGUGCGUGCAGCAGCAAGGGAGCUGCCCCCUUCCACUCCCCACACAAGCCAGCUGUGGCUCUGUCCUGCUCCUUGCUCCGGCCCGAACGGAGGGGCAGUGCUGCUGGGUUUGGCCGUACUCACUGCCUGGUACCGGGUGGGGGGGAAAGUAGGGUCUGUGCUCCCCAGCGCGGCCAGGCUGUGCCUCUGCUUUGCUGCUGUUGCUGUCCCUGCCUUGGAGCUGCCUUUCCCUGCAAUUUUCCAUCUCCGGGAGAUGCUGGGGCGGGGGCAGAGGCUGCAGCUCAGGGCUGAGGAGGACAGAGAGUUGGAUAUUGGGAGUGAGAGGCACCGGAAGCUCAGUCCGCAUGGGGGCUGUUGGGUCUUGGAGAGGUGCUGUGGGAUCUGAGGGCAGCUCGGGACCCCCACGUGGCCCCUCGGUGUGGGUGAAGCCAGGGGCUGGCUGGGGGGCUGUGGAUUCGCAGUGGUGGGUCAUGGUCUAGGUUCCCCCAUUGCAUGAUAACACCCUGUUGUCUCCUUCCAGCAGGCAGCCAGGAGCCCAGACACUGCCAGGAGGCCCCACGUGUGCGGGGUGGGGGAGCAAGAGCGCAGGCUCAGGCUGGGGUGAGGCAGAGACGAUGGCUGCUCAGCUGGAGCCGGCACCAGCCUUAGUUAUCUCGUCAAACCUGGUGCAGCCUGUGGUGAAGAUGGAAGAGCAGGACCAAGGAGGCCCUGAGCCUGGGGCACGAGCUGAGGGGGCAGGGAAAGCCCCUCAUGUUGUCCAGGCCGGGACAGAUAGAGCUUCCCUGAGAUGGGCGACACCACAGUGGGUCAAGCAGGAGCCUGUCCAGCGCUGGCAGGUCACAGUGCACAGACAGCUCGAGGGUGUGGCUUUGGACACGGAGGGACCUGGGGCACUGAGGGAAUCCUGGCUGGAGCGGCCACAGCCCCAUCGUGGGCGCAUUCCCUUGGAGGAGGAAGGAUGGGGUGAAAUCCCAGGGCCCCAGGAGGAGCUGCCUCGCGUCCCCAAAGAGGAACCCCUGCCCCACCAGGAGCAAGCCAUGGAAGCCGGGAACAGCCAGGCAUCCGUGCCACUCGGGGAAGGCGCAGACUCUUCUUGCUCCUCAGCCAACACCCGGGGACCCAACUGGUACAAAGCAGAGCUGAGGGACCUCUUAGACAUAUGGGGACAAGAAAGAAUCCAGCGCCUGCUGGAGCAGGGCCACCGCAACAAAAACACCUUCAUGUACAUCGCCGAGCAGAUGCGGCGGCGUGGCCACAACAGGGACUUUAAGCAAUGCCGCUGCAAGAUCAAGGCGCUGAAGUAUGAGUUUUUCCGGGCCAGAGAUGCCAACAACAGGGCCGGAGCGAAAAAGCGAACAUGUGCAUUUUAUGACGAGCUGUCACGAAUCCUGUCGAAGGAGAAGGUGUACCAGGCAACCAAAACGUUUGGCACUAUGGGGGAGCAGGAGGCAUUGGAGGCAUUAGACCACUGGGAGGAUGAGAACAGCAUGGGGAGUGGGAAGCCAGAAAAAUUACUUGAUGACAGCCUCAUGGCCGGGGACCGUGGACAAGGAGCCUACAUUGAGGAGAUGGUGACGAAUGAGAGCACCCCCUCACCACUGGUCCCGGCAGACUCUUUGCAAGCCAUCCAGACUGAACUGGGGGUCCGCACAGAGGACAUAUUGCUCAUUCCAGCCCUGAUCCCGCAGCAGCAUGCCUCUCUGCAUGCAGAUGAGGAAGAGGGCUCAGAGGACACAGAAGACAGUAGUGACAUGGAGGAAUACAGCCACAUGACCACCAUACCACGGGCGCCCACCACCACACAAACCCCAACCCGUGCCCCUGACAACCCAGGCCCCGGGAGUGGCAACGCAUCUGCGCGCGGGAGGACAUCUGAGCGUGGGUCUCAUGCUGCACCACGGCCACCUGCCCGAUCAGGAGCCGAGCGGAUGAGAGAUCAUCGUAGAAGGCUGCGGCAGUCUAAAGAAGAGAUGCUGCAGUCUCUCGUGGUCACCGCGAAAUCCAGGGCCCGGGCAGAGGAUGCCUGGCGCGAGGAAGUCAGGGAGCAGCACAGACGGGAGUUAGAAAUGUGGCAAAGGCAGGAGGCUACCGUGGAAACACUGGUGGCCGCCUUUGGCAGGGCAACCGAGGUGGCCAACAGAUGCUUGGAGCUGGUUGCCAAGUCUGCUGCGGCUCUGGAAGCAGUCGAGGAAAGCUUGAGGCUCAGUUCCCUCGCUCCUGAUCCUCAAACAACCGCGCACACGAGCCGGCAGCCGUCGCUCCGGAUUCGCAAGCUCCCUUCGCGGUUCCGGGGCAAUCCCAAAGUGGGAAAGGGGGUCCAAGGGCGGGGGAAGGACAGCACCCUUCACCACCGCAAGUAGCACAGUGCUGGGGGAGGGUAACCCCAAGCUCAGCACCCACCUAGGAUUUUUUGUUUUUCAUUGUUUGGGACGUGGGGACUUGAACUGUAGCAGCCGCCGCUGACACCUUUUCCCUCGUUACACAAAAAACACUAAUAAAGUUAGAAAAAUUUUCAAUUG